UCUCCUCCUUCUCUGUAUCUUCCGUCCUCUGCUUCGACGCUUGCUCGAGGGUUAAUCUCUCAGCUUUGGAAAAUGGAUACUUUCCUAUUCACCUCCGAGUCUGUGAACGAAGGCCACCCAGACAAGCUGUGUGAUCAGAUAUCUGAUGCAGUGCUUGAUGCUUGCCUUGAACAAGAUCCUGACAGCAAAGUUGCCUGUGAAACUUGCACCAAGACCAACUUGGUCAUGAUCUUUGGAGAAAUCACCACCAAAGCCAAUCUAGACUAUGAGAAGAUUGUGCGUGACACAUGUCGUGCGGUUGGCUUUGUUUCUGAAGAUGUGGGCCUUGAUGCCGACAACUGCAAAGUUCUGGUCAACAUAGAACAGCAGAGCCCUGACAUUGCCCAAGGUGUUCAUGGCCACCUCACCAAGCGCCCUGAAGAGAUUGGUGCUGGUGACCAGGGUCAUAUGUUUGGCUAUGCUACUGAUGAAACCCCUGAGCUAAUGCCCCUUAGCCAUGUUCUUGCAACCAAGCUUGGUGCCCGCUUGACUGAAGUUCGCAAGAAUGGUACCUGCCCCUGGUUGAGACCCGAUGGCAAGACCCAAGUGACUGUAGAAUAUUUCAACGACCAUGGUGCAAUGGUUCCAAUCCGUGUCCACACUGUUCUCAUUUCCACCCAGCAUGAUGAAACUGUUACUAAUGAUGAGAUUGCUGCUGAUCUCAAGGAGCAUGUCAUCAAACCCAUCGUCCCUGAGAAGUUCCUGGAUGAGAAAACCAUCUUCCACCUCAACCCAUCUGGCCGUUUUGUUAUUGGUGGACCUCAUGGUGAUGCAGGCCUUACCGGUCGCAAAAUCAUCAUUGAUACUUAUGGAGGUUGGGGAGCCCAUGGUGGUGGUGCCUUCUCUGGGAAGGACCCCACCAAGGUGGACAGGAGUGGAGCAUACAUUGUUAGGCAGGCUGCCAAGAGUAUUGUCGCCAGUGGGCUUGCCCGCAGGUGCAUUGUGCAGGUCUCAUAUGCCAUUGGUGUGCCCGAACCAUUAUCCGUAUUUGUUGACACGUAUGCCACUGGAAAGAUUCCAGACAAGGAGAUUCUCAAGAUUGUGAAAGAAAGCUUUGACUUCAGACCUGGAAUGAUUGCCAUUAACCUGGAUCUCAAGAGGGGUGGCAAUGGCAGGUUCUUGAAGACAGCUGCAUACGGACACUUUGGAAGAGAUGACCCCGACUUCACAUGGGAAGUUGUGAAGCCUCUCAAGGCAGAGAAGGCCCAAGAGUAAAAAGUUUGCAAUCGCAGGUGGAUUAAUAAUUAAUUCGCAGAGUAUUUGCCUCUGCAGCUGCUUGUUAACAGAAGAACCUGCCCAUUUGUUUUGCCUGGUAUUGUGUUAUCUUUAUUUUUCUUCUUUUUGUUUGUCUUGGCCAUAUAAGAAGAUAUAUGGUAGUGUUGUCUUAGCAGAUGACAACGCAUACAAAGUGGCUGCCUCAAUAUAUAUAUUACACACACAGAUUACUGGAGUGAGAGAGAAGAGAACCAUGCAAUAGAGGAGCCAGCUGCAGAGCAGCAGCAUUGUACCAAUGCAGUUGUUUGAUGUCUAUGAAACUAUACGAUUAUUUCAA
This is a messenger RNA of Vitis vinifera (wine grape), 1591 nucleotides long. It is a transcript of the gene METK4, whose product is annotated as S-adenosylmethionine synthetase 4. NCBI's taxonomy places the organism in Eukaryota, Viridiplantae, Streptophyta, Magnoliopsida, Vitales, Vitaceae. The record is from RefSeq and is marked validated. Gene Ontology annotation, cellular component: cytosol. The transcript is spliced from 2 exons. Gene Ontology annotation, biological process: S-adenosylmethionine biosynthetic process. The coding region runs from base 73 to 1254 and encodes 393 amino acids. Gene Ontology annotation, molecular function: ATP binding; methionine adenosyltransferase activity.